UGGAACAAAUAUAUUAUACGUGUUUUAUUAUUUUGACCACUUUAGAAAUUUUCUAAGUGUAGUCACGUUUUUUGAGUAAAAAUGGUAGCAGCAGAUACAGAAUCUGCUGAAGAUAAAUCUUUAGAAGUUGAGGAAGUUUCAAAACCAGAAGAAGUAUCGCCCAAAGUCUUUAGUCUUGAAAUUCUUCGUGUAAUUUAUGAUGCCCAACAACAGCAUGGGUUGAGACAUGGAGACUAUCAAAGAUAUCGAGGAUAUUGUUCAAGGCGCUUAAGACGUCUCAGGAAAGUGUUGAAAAUACCUCAGGGUGAUCGAAGACAUUUCAAAAAGAGGGAUGUAACUGAAAGUCACUUUUUGGCUCCAAAGGCUGAUGAGCGUUUGCUUCAUAUAUCAUUAAACCAAGCCGAAAGAUCAUGGAGUUAUGCUAUGCAGUUGCGGCAAGAAGCUAACACAGAGCCAAGGAAGAAGUACCACCUUAUAAGUAGGUUACGAAAAGCCUGUAUGCAUGCACAACAAUUGCAUGAAUUGUGUAAGUUAGAAUAUUGUGAUGCUCGCACAAAGUUAGAGGCUGAAGCUUAUGUGGCAUGGAUCCAAGGAUCCUUGUAUUUUGAAUUAUCUAUGUGGAAAGAGGCAGCUGAAAAUCUAAAAAAAGCUCAAAUUGUUUAUGAGGGAAUACUUAAAGCCCUCAAUGACGAAGAUAAAGCAUUUUAUCAAAAUAAAAUUGAUGAGAUUACUCCCAGUUUGAGAUAUUGUGCAUAUAAUAUCGGUGAUGGAACUGCUAUAGAAGAUCUAAUUCAGUUAAGAGGCAAAGGAUUGUUAAACAAUAUAGAUCAAUUAGUAGCCCAAACAAGAGAACGAAAUGUGGAGAGUUUACAAUAUGUUGAGUGGCGUGGUAACAAAAUACCUGUUCGUUUAGAACGAGUAAAAUUAUUCUUGCUCGGUAUUGAAGAUUUGGACAAAUCAAUUUCAAAUUCAAAUGAUGUAACAUCCAAGAUAUCACUAAUUGAAAACACUUUGAUGGAUUUGAAAGAUACAAUUUCAAGUGUUAGGGAUGAAUUAAAAAAUGAUAAAACCAAGUCAAGCUCACAAAUGUUGUUGACUUAUUUAUUGUACAUUCGAUUAACAAGAACUAUUGAACGAAAUUUGUUGCUUGUAGAACAAGCUCAACAAGUAAAUGAAACAAAAGAGCAAUCUAAUAAAGCAGUCAAUAAAAAAAAGGCAUUGGGUAAACCAACUGAAGGAAAAACAGAGCCUAAGAAAGUGAACAUUCAAAAUAUUGCUAGGUUGUAUGAGAUAAUAAUACAAAAUGUUUUAGAAUUGCAACAGCUUCCUGGUAUGGAAACAGAUGACUCUUUCCUAUCAGAGAUGGAUAUCCUCCUGAAAUCUUUUAAAGCUUUUCGUUGUUAUUAUAUUGCUGAAAUUUUAUUGAACAUGAAACGCCAUCGUGAUUGUGUGGCUAUGUAUGAAAAGUCACUCAGUUAUUGUAAAGAAAGUUUGAUUCAUAACUUGAAUUCCUAUAAUUUGCCACAACAAUUAAGGAAAUUACAAAAAACUAUUGAAGGAUCCAAAUGCCUUGCACAUGCUCAUAGCGUUCUUGAUGAAGAAGGACCUGAUGAUAUGGGUACUUCUAAGAAGAGUGCUAAAUCUAAAGUACCUCUUUUUGAUAGGUUGUCUGAGUACAAAGAAGAUUCUCAGUUACUGACAACUAAGCCAAAUGUAUAUGCACUUCCUCCAAAAAUGGAAGCAAUGCCUUGUAAACCCCUAUUCUUUGAUUUAGCUCUUAAUUUAAUAGAGUUUCCAGAUUUGAAUGAUAAAAUAGGUGAAUCUCGAAAGCAAGGAGAUAACCAAGGCAUAACUGGGUUUGUUAAAGGAUUGUGGAGCUGGAGUGGGAAUAAAAAAUAAUGUUCUUUACAUUAUGGAAUAUUAUAAAUAUAUAAUAAGUAUUCAAUUUGUUUUUGGGAAAUUUGA
This is a messenger RNA of Ctenocephalides felis (cat flea), 1965 nucleotides long. RefSeq names its product signal recognition particle subunit SRP68-like. Gene Ontology annotation, cellular component: signal recognition particle, endoplasmic reticulum targeting. The record is from RefSeq and is a predicted model, not a curated record. Gene Ontology annotation, molecular function: 7S RNA binding; endoplasmic reticulum signal sequence receptor activity; signal recognition particle binding. NCBI's taxonomy places the organism in Eukaryota, Metazoa, Arthropoda, Insecta, Siphonaptera, Pulicidae. The transcript has 9 exons. Gene Ontology annotation, biological process: SRP-dependent cotranslational protein targeting to membrane. Bases 82 to 1899 code for a protein of 605 amino acids.